CUGUGCUCCACCGUUAUGUGCAUCCUCAUCUCGAAUCAGGGCCAUGUAGAUUCCUGAUAUACCUUGGUAUCGAGUCAAUCACGUGAGCGGCACCGACACGCCUUAUCUCACCCAAACAAACAAGCUUGACCCUCUUCUCUCUCUCCGAGUAAAUCCUCCACAAUGACGGAUUUCCACUUCGGUGGGCAACCACUCAAUAAUGACCUCGUUGCGUCGACAUCGCACGCCUUACGCACAGCAGGCAUCCCCAAUUUGCUCUGGGGAAACUAUCUUUUAACCGUCUACGGAGUACCUACCAUAGUGGACGACGCUGCGUUCAUUGUCCCCGACACACUCAUAGAAACCGCCUACUCCACCCUGACAGACAUGGGGUUUAUUCCCUGCGCGCCGAACUUCAACUGCGCUCGGCCCCACACCCGCCGCUGUCCUCCACCCACCAGCCACCUACACAUCGACGACAACCUCGCCGUGUCCUUGCAUCGGAAAUCGGACAUGCUAUGGGCGAUUCCUGACCUAGGAGACAUCGAUCUAUCACGCGACGCGGACCCAAACGUUAUGCUCGCAUGCGACAGGAGACUUCCCCCGCCGAUUCCGGGCCGAGGCCGAGGCCGCUUCUCGUCGGCACUUGAUGCCGUCUGGAUCCCUAGUGCCGUCACAUACUGCGAGGCUUUGAUACUCCUACUGUGUCGGGAUUACGGGAGUGCCUAUGAAGACUACUGGGUGGUUCUCUUGACUUAUAUGCUGGAGUUUGUGGACGGGACUGAUCUUCUUGAUGAAGACCGGCUGGGAGAGGAGUACCGGCCUUUCUAUCGGGCGCUGGGUCAGGCGGAUCCGAAGAUGUAUACCCAUUUGGACGCACUUCGUCGUGGUUUGUCGAAAGGGGGUCUUUUCUCUAUCAGGCCGGAUUGACGGAUGUGCGUCUGGUAGUUUGGCUUGAGUUAGAGUUUCGCCAUUCAAACAGAACAGGGAUGGUGGAUUUCCCGAAGAACACUCGGGAUUGGCAGAGUUACAACCUGUGAUGGGUGUCGCUCAUAUCCAAUGACCGGUUCUCUGAAGUUGCAGCUAUGCUGCGCAUCCCCAAGUCCAAACGGCGUCGCCGCUUACAGAGCGGCGAACUAAAAGACUGGUCGCAGACGCGAUUCUAUAGACCGUUUGUCGGCCCAACAUCAACGUUGUCGGGACUCCUAGUGGUCACCGAUUGUAUGUGCAGUUGGAUCAGGAACGGGCAACUGUACCCAAAACCCAUUAAUCCGAGCUACUAAGAAAGUGGCAGUACAUGAGACACG
This is a messenger RNA of Aspergillus candidus, 1286 nucleotides long. RefSeq lists its product as uncharacterized. The record is from RefSeq and is a predicted model, not a curated record. Lineage: Eukaryota; Fungi; Ascomycota; Eurotiomycetes; Eurotiales; Aspergillaceae. Bases 163 to 909 code for a protein of 248 amino acids. The transcript has 2 exons.